GACCGACAUAGAGCAGGCGAGAUAGUGCGGACUAGCCGCACUUGUAGGAUGAAUAGAAUAGGGGACGACGAGGAGCCAGGGCCCCACCCGCGGGUGGCAAGCCCGCGUUCCUCUAGGCCAGAACAGACGCACAGGGCUGAGAUAGAACUCGCGAGCAGGACCACCCAGGGCGCACGACAGCGACACCCCACCCCACCGGCCCCCACGCCUGAAGACUUAUGCACUGCGAUGAUUCAAGAAAAGCUCGAACAACUCCGCCGCGACCGCGACGCACGAGCAACCGAACUCGCAAAACGGCGGGACCAAGACGGCCCAACCACCAGUGACAACUCAUCUUCUGACGACUGCCGAACGAAGACUCAAAUUCCGACUGAACAACACCAUGCCAUGGACCAUCAUGAAGAAUCCAGCGACUCUGACGUACCAUUCCAGGAAGUCAGACGCCGCCGGAAAGGCACUAAACGCAGGAAAGCUGAAGAAAACACCCGCAUGCAAACAGAAUCGCGAGCUGUACCCACCACCAACUACUACGCACCACUACAGAAACAGGACGAACCAACGGCAGACCAACACCAGCUCCAGCCCAACGACACAACUUCUCAGCACACUCCAGCUCCACCGCCGCCGAAACCGAGAAUACCACCAGCAGCACUCGACAACACACCACAAGCCGACCGCCACGACGCCGUCGGCAGCAUGAGCGCCAGCUAUGAGCGCAUGAUGAUGGCAAUGGAGCAGCGAAUGUUCGCGAUGAUGGAAAAAUUCAUUUCCCUCGUCGUGAACGUCAUCAGCGAACUUCCUGCCAAGAUUGCGGCCGCUAUGCAGCAGGACCGACAUAGAGCAGGCGAGAUAGUGCGGACUAGCCGCACUUGUAGGAUGAAUAGAAUAGGGGACGACGAGGAGCCAGGGCCCCACCCGCGGGUGGCAAGCCCGCGUUCCUCUAGGCCAGAACAGACGCACAGGGCUGAGAUAGAACUCGCGAGCAGGACCACCCAGGGCGCACGACAGCGACACCCCACCCCACCGGCCCCCACGCCUGAAGACUUAUGCACUGCGAUGAUUCAAGAAAAGCUCGAACAACUCCGCCGCGACCGCGACGCACGAGCAACCGAACUCGCAAAACGGCGGGACCAAGACGGCCCAACCACCAGUGACAACUCAUCUUCUGACGACUGCCGAACGAAGACUCAAAUUCCGACUGAACAACACCAUGCCAUGGACCAUCAUGAAGAAUCCAGCGACUCUGACGUACCAUUCCAGGAAGUCAGACGCCGCCGGAAAGGCACUAAACGCAGGAAAGCUGAAGAAAACACCCGCAUGCAAACAGAAUCGCGAGCUGUACCCACCACCAACUACUACGCACCACUACAGAAACAGGACGAACCAACGGCAGACCAACACCAGCUCCAGCCCAACGACACAACUUCUCAGCACACUCCAGCUCCACCGCCGCCGAAACCGAGAAUACCACCAGCAGCACUCGACAACACACCACAAGCCGACCGCCACGACGCCGUCGGCAGCAUGAGCGCCAGCUAUGAGCGCAUGAUGAUGGCAAUGGAGCAGCGAAUGUUCGCGAUGAUGGAAAAAUUCAUUUCCCUCGUCGUGAACGUCAUCAGCGAACUUCCUGCCAAGAUUGCGGCCGCUAUGCAGCAGGCAACAAAUAUCAACAACCCCACGACCCAGCAUGGCAGCGCCACGAGAAAUUAA
Messenger RNA from Schistocerca americana (American grasshopper), 1710 nucleotides. Its product is annotated as serine/arginine repetitive matrix protein 1-like. The transcript has 4 exons. The annotation marks the transcript as partial. The record is from RefSeq and is a predicted model, not a curated record. Lineage: Eukaryota; Metazoa; Arthropoda; Insecta; Orthoptera; Acrididae.